GCCUGAUACCAGCAGUCUGUUCUUCCUCCUCCGCUGUGGUGAAACUCCACCAGGCUGUGACAACCAUGUUGGCGGUGUGUUUGAGGCUGCUUUUGCUCCUCCCCCUGGUUUGCUGUGUCCCCUCUCCCUCCAGACCCCCUUCCAGACUCUGCAGGCGGUGCUGCGACCACUCGGAGCCUCCAGCGGCCACAGGCCAAUACCAGAUGCCAGAGGUCCGCACUGUCAUCAACAUGACCAUCCUCAAAGGUGAUAAAGGAGACAAAGGUGACAAAGGCACACCUGGAAAACCAGGUCUAGAGGGCCCUACCGGUUAUCGAGGACCCAUGGGCCCUAAAGGCAGCAAAGGCCAGGCAGGUGCCCCUGGAGACGCCUGCAAGAUCCCUUAUUCUUCUUUCUCAGUGGGACGUCGAAAGUCCCUCCACAGCGUGGACUACUAUCAGGCACUGGUGUUCGACACGGUGUUCGUCAACCUCUACGAGCACUUCAACAUGUUCAAGGGCAAGUUCUACUGCUACGUGCCGGGGAUCUACUUCUUCAACAUCAACAUCCACACCUGGAACUUCAAGGAGACCUACCUUCACCUGAUGCACAAUGACAAGGAGCAGGUGAUCCUAUACGCUCAGCCCAGUGAAAGGUCCAUCAUGCAGAGCCAGAGUGUAAUGCUGGAUCUGGCUCUGAAUGAUGAGGUAUGGGUCCGACUCUACAAGAGGGAGAGGGAGAAUGCCAUAUACAGUGAUGAUGUGGAUGUUUACAUCACCUUCAAUGGAUACCUGGUGGCACCUAGCAUCCAGUGAAAACAUGACAAAGGGAAUUAUGAGAGGAUUUGCAGAAUCUCUGGGUCUGAUUAUUUAGGGUUUUUUUUUCACCAAGGAUACUGUUUUGUGCAAAGAGAGAAGAACUAAAUAGAGGACAUUACAAGUUUGGUGCUUUUUAAAUAUUCCUUUCAGCCUGGAGAGGAACAUACUGUUUUUACUUUCUUAAGUGUGGACUGGCCAAAAACUAUUGGACUCAAAAGGAACAAUAAAAAAGAGAAAGGUAUCAUAGCACACAAUUAGGAAAGAAUGUUGAAUUACUUCCUUUGCACUAGAAAUACACUUUUGUACAAAGCCAAACAUUUUUUCCUACUUCUGUGUGGUGCUAAUGUUCCUCUUGGUUUACUCCUUUCAGGGACUUUGUGUAAGAAGUUGCUUCACUCAACCAGGAAUCAUAAAUCUGUGCAAUCGAUGCUUCUUAACACAGACAGAGUAUCUGUCAGAUUAAAAUGUGUUUGGACAGGCCGCUGUCAUGCAUUUAACAAAUGUUUCCUCUGUGCCUUUCAGAAGAACACUUUAAAAGGUCAGUUCACCCUGUUAAAAAAACAAAACAAAAAACAAAACACAAACAAAAAAAGAAACCAAAACAUCACACUGUCCCACUUACCCUGAUGGUGUGUGGCCAUGCAGAUAGUUUAAAUUUUAUCUGCUGAAGCUAAGACAGCCAACACCCUAAUAUGAUGAUGUUACAUAAUGAUACAUUUGAUUACUGCAGGAAAUGUGAAAACAUUGCGUAGCAUUG
This is a messenger RNA of Toxotes jaculatrix (banded archerfish), 1554 nucleotides long. RefSeq names its product C1q and TNF related 6b (gene c1qtnf6b). The coding region runs from base 66 to 794 and encodes 242 amino acids. The record is from RefSeq and is a predicted model, not a curated record. Gene Ontology annotation, molecular function: protein binding. The transcript is spliced from 3 exons. Lineage: Eukaryota; Metazoa; Chordata; Actinopteri; Toxotidae.